AUGAAUCAAGACAUGAUUGUCAAGAUUAUGCCUUUUCUUGCUAAAAGAUCAAUACUAGUGCUCCAUUACAUAACUAGGGAUCCAAAAUAUCCUAUUUACGUGAUCAACGGAUACAAGUCCAAGUUGAACAUAACUCCCAUAGGAAAGAUUACUAUGCUGAUACAAAAGGCCAUUGAUAUAGAAAGGAAUGACCUGGCAAUCGAAUACUUAUGCCAUGUCUCUCCAGGGAGAAUGACCAGGAUAUUGUUUAGGUUGACAGAGAACAUGGAACCUGAAAAGAUUCAGCACAUGAUUUCAGAUUUAAAAAGGAAUCAUUUCUGCUUACUAUGCAACUUUAACAACAGAUGUGAAGAAGUUAUAACCCAUCUAGAAAUCACUAUAAAGAACAUGAGAUUGUAUACAUACUAUUGCAAAUGA
Messenger RNA from Encephalitozoon romaleae SJ-2008, 417 nucleotides. RefSeq lists its product as hypothetical. The transcript has a single exon. NCBI's taxonomy places the organism in Eukaryota, Fungi, Microsporidia, Unikaryonidae. The record is from RefSeq and is a predicted model, not a curated record. Bases 1 to 417 code for a protein of 138 amino acids.